ACCGUAGCAUCUGAAAUUCAGUCAGUCAAACUCUUUAUUUUAUAUGUCAGAUGUUAGCAGUUAUGUCUUACAUUCGCAAGGCUAUACUCUAAGAAAAUUAAAGGGAUCAAAGCCCAUUGCUCUGAACCUGUGAAAUCUAGCCUAGGACAGGAUUUUUGGAAAAAAGCUCAGAUUUCCUAGUCACCCAUAAGCAAAUGUAAGGCACCAGUGGCCAUCAGGUGCUGCUAGUGCACAGCCCUGGCCAGGUUUUCUGUAUCUCAACCCAGACACCCUGGUCUUAAAAAAAUUGGCUGCUCCUCUUUUUUCAUCUUCUUGGUAUCUGGAUAUCAGAUGAAUCACUGUAUGUCCUGUUUGACAUACAUAAUAAGUAAAAUAAUAGUUUUGUUAAAUAGACUUCCAUCUUUUGACAGGAAAUCAGGCAUUAAACGUAAUCACACUUGGAUAGAAUCAGAAAACUCUCAACUGACAGGUGGCAAUGCUGCACCAAUGAAAAACAGCUUAAAACUCUCAAGAGGCAGCAAAGAGGAAAAUUUACCUCAUAGCAAACCAGUUAAAGGAGUAGGUGAUACUGGUGGUGAUCAGCAAGAUCUGGAAAUGGCAGAAGUUAAUAAAAGUGAUACAGAGGAGGUUGGAAGUCUUGAUCAAGAUAUGGAUGAACAAGGUGCUUACAAUGACAAAACCAUUAAUGUAAUACUUUUUUACAAUAAUAACAAUAAAUUAUCUAUGACGGGUUUUGUCUACUGUGUGUCUCACAUUAGUCACUUAGGGUGAAUUGCUUUACUAGAGUUCUGGAAUUGCAAAAUUUAAUGCUCUUUUUUUACAUUUGCCUAGUAAUAUUGUGAAAAGUAGAAACCCACAAAAAACUGUCUCCCCAAAAUCACAAAAUUAAGUGCCCGCAAAAUUAAGUUCCACAAGGUAGUUGAAACUGAAACUGCCAGGCUCGACUUUGUACUACUCGGUAUUGUAUCGACUGAGAUAUAUAACGCAUAUUACACUUACAGGUGUGUUUUCUGUUUUAUCCUUUUAAUCAAAGAUUUGCAAUCCAAUACAGUUUCUGGAACAGAUGAAUUUACCCAAGAAAUGAGUGGUUCACUGAUGUCCAAACGCCUUCGCAUGUACAAAUGUGAACGCUGCAACUCACAGUACAUGGGUUUGGCAAUGCUGCGUCAACACUGUAAAGAUGUUCAUGGUGACCAGAAAUAUUACAAGUGUCAUGUCUGUGGCAAGCUGUUUAGUCACCCAAGCAGCAGAAAUAUUCACUUGAGAUUACACUCGGGAGAGAAGCCUUACAAGUGCACCACCUGUGGCAAACAGUUUAGGGUAUCGUCACAUCUAAAGGAUCAUGUUAGGGUCCAUACAGGUGUGUGAAACUUUUUUAGUAGUCAGGAUCAUGCCAUUGACUUAGCAGUAUUUCCCAAAUUGAUGUCACUUGCGUAGCGGUCCUCACUUAAAUGCCAGAGGGGGUGCUCCGGAUUUCAAGUGACUCUGAUUUUUUUUCUACAAAUAAAGUACAACCAAACUUGUUUUGUGGCGGUUUUAAUAUUUACCGUUUGAGUUUCUUUUUUCUUUUUUUCUUUUUUUUGGGGGGGGGGGGUAAAUUUUUGGUCCAGGGAUUUAUUGGGGGGUUUGUUUGAAGCCCUAGUGAUUUUUUUGGGUUUUGAUUUUUUGCUUCCAUUAUUUUGAUCAUCCCCGCUUCUUGAUAUCCAGAGUACCCACCUCCCACUGGGACCUUGGACUUUAGGUGACUCUACAUUAAUUUUGUUAUUGUUUUUGUGUCUGGAUACUCUAAGAGCAGUGAGAUCAAGUCUGAAAAGAAUUUCAUUGGGGUGUUCAAAUUAAAAACAUUUUGAUUUUGAACUUAUUGAAGAAUAUUAUGUAGACUGCAGGGUGAGAAAGAACCUCUCCACAUCUUGUUUCCAGUUAGAACCUUCUCCUAGGCUGUCAAGAUUAAUGUAGCUUCCAGAGAACUCAUUCAGUGCAUUUCUUUGACAGGCCAAAAAAAUUUUUUGGAGUUUAAUUUUCAGGACUACUGAAAAAAGAAAAAUGCUGAUUGUGAUCCAGCUGAAGGUGAAUCGAUCACAAAGUGAAUCAUUUAGACAGGAAUGGUCUUCCAUAAGCAGCUAUUAUAGUAGGACUAUUGGCAUUCCUGUAGUACUAAUCGAUAAAGAAAUCAGCCAGGCCCAUAGAAAGUCACUGGUCAGUAAAUCCUAGAUACAUUUUUUAUUUUGAUUUCCAGGGGAGCGUCCAUAUAUCUGUGACAUAUGCCACAAGGGAUUCAAGCAGUCAAGUGACCUUAAAAAGCAUCGACGCACACACACCUUGGACAAACCCUAUAAAUGUCCCAUCUGUCCCUCAGCAUUCACUCGAUCUCAUCAUUGUCGAGGCCAUAUCAACUCAGUCCACAAGUUCUUCAAGUGCGUUGCUUGUAGUGCUUUGUUUACAUCUGAGGAAGCCUUUGAACGUCAUAAAGAACUCCAUCCAACGGUCUUCUCUGAUGAUUCAGAUAGGAGGUCCAGAUUGUCUGAUGAUGUGGUGACACCACGAAGCAGUGUGUCAUCUGAGAUGCUAAGCUCUCGUUCCAGUGACAGUAUCCAGGUUGAUGCUGAAACACGCGAAAAUAACCUCAAGUGGGAUGUCGCUAAUCAGUUACUUGAGCUUCAUAAAAUAUCGCAACAUACUACAUCUCGGAAGAAUAGCAAUAAUAGUGGAUCUGAAACCGAAUCUGUUGAUAACGUAAGUUCACCUGUAAAGAAGACAUCAGCCACACCACAAGCUGUACCUAAGGAACCAUUGGUGUCUCCGACUGUUGUUCCUCGUUUAACCUAUCAAGGAGCAAGUGUCUCCAAUGAUUCAUCAAGUUCCAGUCAGAAGGAACCAAGGGGUGUUUCCUUGGGGAACGCAUUACAGGAAGGGAAAAGAAUGCAGGGAAAUACAAUAAUGUAUCCUCCUAUGCCACAAUCAAUUCCCCAGGGUAUGGAGUACUUGAUGUUGCCUUUUCAAAACAUGAACUAUAAGAGGGAAGAAAAGUGUGUUUCAUCACGAGAAGGAGUGGGACACGGUGUUGUGUUGCCUGGUAGACUCUCACCAAGUCCAAGCAAGAAUAUUUCUGCAUGUACAUCUGAGAAACAAAAAUGGUCUAGAGAGGAUCAGCCAUGUUCAGUGACUACUACAGCUAGCAGUGUUUAUUCUAUGGUAAACAAUGCUAGACUGUAUGACUCACAUUUUGCAACAAGGAGUGGUUCUGCAAAUCAAAGAAAUUUUAUGGAACUGAGUUUGGGGGGUGUAAAUUCCCAACAGGAAAAAGCCUUGACAGAACAGACUGUUGAGGGUAAUAACAGUGUUGCUUGCCAUCGAGUGUCAGUCAUUCAGUUUCAUUCAAGUUCGCAAGUGACUCCUCACAACACAAAGAAUCCAGAGGACUUGAUCAAGGAGGAAGAGAAGACACAAGAGGCUCCUUUUAAGUCAGAUAUUUCUCCAUUGUGUGAUUCUACAUCGGCAAAACUGGAUAAAAAACCUGUUGUAAUUCAACAGCAACACCAAGACUUGCAGCCGAAAAAUGGCGUGAUAAAUGACUAUUUGGCUGGCAUUUCCCAGGGGCAUCUACCCUAUGUACCACUCAAUGCUGAAAGCUCUAUAUCACUACAGUCAUGGAAAAGAGAAUUUGGUGGUCCCUUUGGAAAGUAUUCCUGGGCCUUAAAGGAAGCCAAAAAAACCUUUGAGCUUUUAAAAAUGAGGGAACAAGCUUUGCAGCUUGCUUCUAGCCAGUCACUAGAGAGCAAGCAAUUCACCCUAUUUCCUCAAGCUAAUGCACAUCAAUCAAAAUCCUCAUUUGAUAGAUCUCAAGUGACGUCUGUUGACAUGCUGAAGUUUCUAGCGCGAGAGCAGAUCAAACAGAAUGAUUCAGAAGGUGACUUGAAAUCUCCAGUGUCAGCUGAAGAGGACUCUGAAUCCUCUGAAGCUGUGGAAUCUGGGCAUACUUCAAAUAAUGAACAGCCAAAAAGUGAUGGUGGGCAACAAUCGUUACCAGCUGAUUCUCCAGGUAAUGGCUAUGUUUCGCAAUGAAAGAUCUUACAAAAUAAAAUGGGGAGAGAAAGAUUUUAACACCAAGUGAACAAACACCGACUUUUAUGAUAUAUUAGAUAAAUAUUAUUUAAGUUUUUGAAGGCUUGAAAUAACUGAUGGGCGAAGUUUGACCAUUCACAUGGUCCAGUCAAAUUUAUUUUUGCUCUAUUAAAACCUGGUUUUGAACAGUCACAAUAGACCUCUUUCAUAAUUCGGCCUGUCAGUAUACCCUUUUAAAAAAUGAUAAUUAGCCUUUCUGACCUCAUUAGCAUGUGCAAAAUACAAAAGAACUCUUUACUUUCAAACGAGGUCAGAAAGGCAAAUUAUUUCAAAGGGAAUAUUAAUAGGCUGUCAUUAUGAAAGAGGUCUACAUUGCAACAGUCCUCCUGUAAGUGUGAUUUAUACAUGUAUACAUGUGUACAUGAAGUGAGCACAUUAGUUAAACAGGAAUACGAGAGGGCCUGAGGUAAGCUUUUCAACCCACUCAACUCAAGGCAUAAUUUUUGUUUGCCCUUUCAGAGCAAAAAGGCUCCCCAGAGAAUACCAUUCACCACUGCCAAGUUUGUAAGAAGACAUUCUCUCGUUCCAGCCUGCUUAAACAGCAUUCUGUUAUCCACAUGGGUAACAAACGUUUCAAAUUCCGCUGUGAGGUGUGUGGCAAGAUGUUUCGGACACGCAGUCACCUCCGUGAUCAUACUCGCAUUCACACAGGUACAUGUAUGCUUUUUUAUAAUGCAGCCAUCAUUGUACUCAGGCUUUUUAGCAUUUUAAGCAUAGUUAAUUGAUCUUCUGAAAUGGGAAAACUGCUCUAAUGUAAGUUAUGUCACACAGUCAUGUCUCACUUAUCACUGCAGUGUGUUCUGAAGAAGAAUGAAGAAUAUUCAGUUGAGAGUUGUUUUAAUAUUAACAUAAACUCUCAAGUGAAUAGAAGAAUAUAGUGUAAAUGUGAUGCAGACUGUGUAAUGCAGACUGUGAAGAGGCUGAAGUUCAGGAUUUCACGAUUUUAUUUCUCAGGGUGUCAUGGUUGCAUUAAUAUUAUCAUCCUUGUCUCUCAGUACUUCAAAAAACAACUGAUUACUAAUAAUUUUCCUUUAAAGUGAUUUUUAGACAUGUCUCUCAUUCACUCAUUGUAUCUUAGGUGAAAGACCAUUCAAGUGUCACAUUUGUCAGAAGGCCUUCAAACAGUCAAGUGAUCUCAAAAAACACAUCAACCUUCACACUGGUACUAACCAGUUUAAGUGUGAGGAGUGCAAUAUGGAAUUCCGUAGAGCUGAUGCACUCCGCAAACACAAACUGGGACACAGAACAGGUAACAUGCCCUGUGGACACUGUGGCAAGAAUUUCCUGCACAUCAGUGCAUUGCGACAGCACAGAGCCAUGCAUAAUGGU
This is a messenger RNA of Porites lobata, 5451 nucleotides long. NCBI's taxonomy places the organism in Eukaryota, Metazoa, Cnidaria, Anthozoa, Scleractinia, Poritidae. The record is from the annotation of a GenBank genome assembly.